AUGCUUAUAAAUAUAACUGAACAAACACCAUGUUGGUCUCAGUUCACAGAAGAACCGACUUUAGAGGCUUUCGAUGGCACAGUGGCGCCACAGCGUGGCUCGGCCGAACUAGGAACUAACAGCGCCCCACCGCAGCGCGCGCCUCCGCCACGCAGUCUUCCCGCGCGGGCCGCACACAGAAAAAAACGGCCCGAAAGCCUUGACACGUCUCUAUCCAACACCCGCGACACAAAAGGAAGUGUCUACGCUAUGAAUGAUCAGACUUUUCACACGCCAUCUUUCGGAGACGAAGAGUUUGACAUUCCUCUGAUCCACGGCCAGCAUGCUGCCAGUGGACAGAACACACAUAUGCAAUAUUCACAACUACAUCAUUCUGCUCCUCAGGUUGGCAUGAUGAAUCCAGCUCAAGACGGUCUAGCUCCUCCAGGAGGCGCACCUUCAUAUCAACAGCCUUUAUACUUACAAGAACCCCAUACACCAGUCACAUCUCACAGCAGUGCAACCGCACCAGCUGGCAAUUAUAUGAUCCAGCAGCAACCUGGAGGCCAGCAAUUAUUAAUGCUGCAACCGAGCCAAGUAAUGAGUGGCCCACCCACUCCUAGCACCCCGACACAGGCUGCCCCUGUCUAUGGAUCGCCACAGAGAGCAUCUCCGCCUGGAACAACCAGCGAUGAUUCUGAUGAUAGUGUGCCUUCUCAACAUUCCCAGUUGCCUGGUGAUGCGGAAAGCCUUCUGCCUAUCCAUUAUUGCUCAGCGAGCCGGCAGCAACAAACUACGCUUCAUCAGAUUGGUGUAAGUAAUAUGGGUGUAAAGAGGUCGUCACCAGAGCCGAUGGAUAAUGGAAUGAGUAGGGGGCAGAUGCAAAAGAAGCCUAAGGUUCAGAAGAAAAAGAAAAAAAGAGAUCCUAAUGAACCCCAGAAACCUGUAUCUGCCUAUGCUCUAUUUUUUCGAGACACUCAAGCUGCCAUUAAAGGUCAAAACCCUAAUGCCAGUUUUGGAGAGGUGUCAAAAAUUGUUGCAUCUAUGUGGGAUGGCCUUGAUUCGGAACACAAAAGCGUAUAUAAACAAAAAACAGAAGUGGCAAAGAAAGAAUAUUUAAAAGCAUUAGCAGCAUAUCGGGCUAGUUUGGUGUCCAAGGGCGGAGAGCAAGAAAAUCAAGUCAUGUAUAAUCACAACAACACAAAUGCAAAUUAUGGGAAUUAUUAUCAAGGUCAAGCCUAUGGCAACGGUCAUCCACCACAGGGCUAUGCACCAAACUCGACACCACAAGGCUACACACCACAGAACUUUCCCGGAGGACAGCCCCAACCUCCAUAUGGUGGUAAUGGACCCCAAGGAUACCCAACAAAUCCUCAAGCACCAUCACAAAAUUAUCAAGGAAACAUGGGACAUAAUCCCCAAACAUAUCAAAAUGUACCAGGACAACCACCUCAAGGUUACCAAGUGAAUACAACAUCUUCGUCUCAAGUAUGUCAACCUAACAUUGCUCAAUCACCAAGAAACUAUCAGCCGGCUCAGUCUCCUAACUAUGGAGCCAAUAACGCCCUGUCACCGCCAGGCUACAGACAAGUUCAACCACAAUCGCCACCUGUGCAACAAGUCCAUCCUGCUAUGCAGUAUCAUCACUCCCAACAAAUGCAGCAAGUACAUCAAGUCCAAUACCAACAGCAACAACAAAUACAUCAGCAAAGUCAGCAACAAGCUAUGCAACAUCAGCAGCAGCAGCAACAACACCAGCAGCAACAUCAGCAGCAGCAACAGCAUCAGCAGCAACAGCACCAGCAGCAGCAACAACAUCAACAACAAACACCACAACAAAUACCACCUCCACCAUUGCCACCACAAGCACCAAUUAUAAAAAAUGAACAGCAGUCGCCUAACAACAAUGGAACAGGUGUACCUCAUCAGUCCCCUGAGCAAACUGAAAAUAGAAGUACUCCAUCAUGUAUACGCCAAGGCUGUACCAAUCCUGCCAUCCCGAAUAGCGAGUGGGAAGAUGAAUAUUGUUCUAAUGAAUGUGUUGUUAGUCACUGCAGGGAUGUCUUCAGCUCAUGGGUAGCAUCAAAUACCAACAAUCAGAUUCAAAAUUUUUCAGCUGUGAAGUAA
This is a messenger RNA of Danaus chrysippus (African queen), 2106 nucleotides long. The record is from the annotation of a GenBank genome assembly. Lineage: Eukaryota; Metazoa; Arthropoda; Insecta; Lepidoptera; Nymphalidae.